Molecule: messenger RNA, 687 nt
Organism: Pseudonaja textilis
Lineage: Eukaryota; Metazoa; Chordata; Lepidosauria; Squamata; Elapidae
Source: RefSeq, a predicted model, not a curated record
GUGCUGCUGGUGAACCCCGGCCUCGGGGACAAGCUGCUCUGUGGGGCCACCGACCAGCUCCUGGAAGGCCACGCGGCCCCCGAGGAGGGCCGCCUGCAGCCCGUCACGUGGGAGGAAGCCACGGAGGAGGAGGAGCGCCGCCUGGGGGUGCGGCUCAGGCUGAGCUUCGGGAAGCCCUUGAAGCAGGUGGCCUGGCACGGGAAGGGGGACUACUUUGCCACGGUGGUCUCGGACAACAGCCACCUGCAGGUGCUGAUCCACCAGGCCAGCAAGCGCUGGAGCCAGGCGCCCUUCCGCCGGAGCACGGGCCAGGUGCAGCGCGUCCUCUUCCACCCGCGGCGGCCCUUCUUCUUCGUGGCCACGCAGCGCUUCGUCCGCAUCUACCACCUGCUCAAGCAGGAGCUGACCAAGAAGCUGCUGACCAACUGCAAGUGGGUGUCCAGCAUGGCUGUCCACCCUGGAGGUGACAACUUGAUCUGUGGCAGCUACGACAGCAGGCUGGUCUGGUUCGACCUGGACCUCUCCCCCAAGCCCUACCGGGUGCUCAGGCACCACAAGGCAGCCCUGAGGGCGGUGGCCUUCCACCCGUCCUACCCGCUCUUCGCCUCCGGCUCGGACGACGGCAGCGUCAUUGUCUGCCAUGGCAUGGUCUACAGCGACCUGCUUCAGAACCCCCUGCUGGUGCCG